AUGGUCUUCGUCAAGCACAAGAGCCUCCGGCAGCAACUUCUCAGCUUGCAAGAGCGCCAUCGCAUUGCUGUCCAGAUAAAGACUCUCAAACUAAGAGUCCAGGAGGUGAGCCAAAGUAAUAAGAGGUACAGUGCCAUCAAUCUCACACCAUCCACCUCCAGUAAUGUGAUAGGUGACACAGAGUUCACCCGGAAUUUCGCGGCUUUAAAUGUUGAGGAAUCCCAGCUUGUUGGUUUGGAUGAGCCGAAGAAGAAACUGAUGGAAUUAAUAGGCAAAUUGAAGGAACCCAAGGAACAUGAAACCUCCAAUGCUGGUCCAAGAGUGGUAUCCCUUGUUGGGAUGGGCGGCCUCGGCAAGACAGCUCUCGCCAAGAAGGUGUUUGAUAGCAAGGAUCUUAGUGACAUGUUUGGCACCCGUGCUUGGACCACAGUGUCACAGUCGUUUGACCAAAAGGAGAUUUUUAAGGAGAUGGUGAAGCAACUCUUUGGAGCUGAGUCAUUGAACAGGCUCUUCAAAGAUCAACAAGGGCAGGAAGGACUGGAAGUACAUCUUGCUGACUACAUAUCCAAAAGACUUCAGGAAACAAGGUACCUUAUUGUUUUGGAUGAUGUUUGGACCAUUGAUGCAUGGAACCUCAUUAAGGUUACUUUCCAAUAUAGUGGUAAGAAUGAUAGUUGUGUGGUAGUGACUACAAGGAAUCAUACAUUAGCUGAAUACUGUAUUAGUCACCCAUCGCACAUCCACCAACCUGAAUUCCUAGGGAAAGAAGAGGCUAGAACCUUGUUUCUAAAAAAGACAAAGAGAAGUCUUGAUGACCUAGAGAAAGGUGACAAAACCAAAGGAAUAAUUGAAAAAAUAUUGCACAAAUGUGGUGGACUACCACUUGCUAUUCUGACAAUUGGAGCCCUACUUGCCAAUAAGGACACAGAGGAGUGGGAGAGUAUAUACAAGCAACUCCCCUGGGAUCUUGCAACUAAUCCAAGCCUUGAUGCGCUAAGUAUCUUUCCUGAAGAUUUUGAGAUUGAAAGAAAACACCUAGUGAAUAGGUGGGUAGCUGAAGGGUUGGUAGCAGAUGACACAAGUACAAGAACACUCGAAGAAGUUGCUGAAAAUUACUUCUAUGAGCUCAUCAGCCGGUGCAUGAUUCAACCAUCUAAGUUAGAUAAUAUGGGGAAGGUGAAAACAUGCAGAAUUCAUGACAUUGUGCAUCAUAUUGCGGUGUCAAUCUCAAAGCAGGAGAACUAUGCAUUCAUACAUGGAGAACACACCUCCAACAUAGCAACAAGAGUUGGUAUAGUAUCCGGCAUCUGUCAUGUGUUGCUUGCAGGAAACUGA
Molecule: messenger RNA, 1335 nt
Organism: Miscanthus lutarioriparius
Lineage: Eukaryota; Viridiplantae; Streptophyta; Magnoliopsida; Poales; Poaceae
Source: the annotation of a GenBank genome assembly